Messenger RNA from Parasteatoda tepidariorum (common house spider), 7303 nucleotides. It is a transcript of the gene Crag, whose product is annotated as DENN domain-containing protein Crag. The record is from RefSeq and is a predicted model, not a curated record. Gene Ontology annotation, molecular function: protein binding. Gene Ontology annotation, cellular component: cytoplasmic vesicle. Gene Ontology annotation, biological process: regulation of Rab protein signal transduction. NCBI's taxonomy places the organism in Eukaryota, Metazoa, Arthropoda, Arachnida, Araneae, Theridiidae.
UUAUUUACAGUUUUAAGUUAAAGGGGAAGGAAAACUAAUUUUAUAUCAGUGAGUGAGAGUAUUUCUUGUAAUUAUAGGUAUAAGUUAUCUUAAAAUUACUUAUUAGUGUGUAAUGAAAUGAAUUAUCUCUCAAAGCUUGUAAAUUAGUUAGUCUGCAUUGAAUAAAGGUGUCAAGGAUGCUGAAUUUUGAAGAAUGGAGGAUAAAAGAGUAGCCGACUACUUUGUAGUUGCAGGUCUUCUAGACAAUGCUUCACCCCUCGAAGAGUUUUCUCGUGAUGGAAACAGUCCCAAAUCUACACAAUCUUUGCUGCCCAUAACUGAUGUGACCGUUAUUAUACGUAGCCAGGGAGAAACAGUGCCAAAAGGUUAUACUUGCAUUGAAUGCACUCCUCUUGGUUUUCCUGCUGAUUUAAACCAUGGAAGUCUACGCAGUCCAAACAUCUUUUUCUGUUUCCGCCGGGGUAGAGAUAAACCCCCUCUCGUGGAUGUGGGGGUACUUUAUGAAGGAAAGGAGAAAGUCAUGGCUGACAGUGAAGUGGUCCUGAAUACACCAGGUGGUCAUUUAGCGAAUGUAAAUAAUAGUGGUUCAAAAACUUUUAUCACAUAUCGGAGGGCACCUGAAAAUGCUCCCUGCAAUCAACUAGUUGUUACAGAUAUAUGUAUUAUAUUAGCAAAUAAGAAUGAAAAUCCACCUCAUGCAUUUUGUAAAAUCAACAAAAAUUUAAAUAAAGGAAUGCUUGGUUCAGAUGUCUAUUUAUGCUAUAAAAAAUCCAUGAAUCGGCCAGAUCUAUUGUGUUAUAAACCUGGUAUUCUGGGACGUUUCCCCAUAGAAGAUUAUGAUAAUUUUGCUCUACCUCCUUCCGUUCCACUUUUUUGUCUACCAAUGGGUGCAACAAUUGAAUGUUGGCCUAAAAAAGCUCAGCAGCCUAAACCUGUAUUCUCAACCUUUGUUUUAACUUCUUACUCAGCUGAAAAAGUUUAUGGUGCGGCUGUUACAUUCUAUGAACCUUUUCCGGAGCUGAAAUUGAACGAAACAAUGAAAGUGCACCUUCAUUUCUCCAGUGAAGAACUUAAAAGAAACAAAUGCUUACAAACCAAUAAGUCUAUAUGUUUGUUAUCACGAUGGCCUUUUUUUGAUACCUUCGAAAAAUUUCUCAGAUACUUGCAUCGAAUGUCUGUUUCAGGGCCGCAUAGAGUACCCUUAGAAAGAAUAAUAUCUCAUUUCAUGCUUGAAGUUCCUUUCCCAUCAGUACAAAGACCAAGGAUUUUAAUUCAGCUUUCUGAUUAUACUAUUACGCUUGCCCAACCAGGAGAUACACAGCUGCCACUUACGGGUGCUUCUUUUAUUCAGUUACUGAAAAAUGUUGGACCUGACAAAUGCCUUAAAAUCCUACUGUUUGCCCUGACUGAACAAAAAAUACUUUUCCAUUCAUUGCGGCCUGAUGUCUUGACUAGUGUAGCCGAAGCUGUAGUAAUGCUCAUUUUCCCGUUCCAUUGGCAAUGUCCUUACAUUCCUCUGUGUCCGCUUGGUUUAUCUGAUGUCCUGUGUGCACCUGUGCCAUUUCUUGUUGGUGUUGAUUCUCGAUACUUUGAUUUGUUUGAUCCUCCUCAAGAUGUAACCUGCAUUGAUCUUGAUACAAAUUCUAUUUUUACUUCUGAAGAAAAGAAAAGCCUUACCACAAAGCUCCUUCCUAAAAAACCUGCCAGAGAUCUGCGUAACACUUUAAUGUCUCUAUACGGAAAGCUAGGGUCUAUCAAAAGUAGUGCUUCUCAGUCGCUGUUGUUAUCCAAUAAUUCUGCCUUAAUAGACUAUGACUUUAAAACAAAAAAGAUUGAGCGCCAACUUGAAUUGGAAAUACAAGAAGCGUUCUUACGUUUUAUGGCUUCUAUUUUGAAAGGAUAUCGCUCAUAUUUAUUGCCAAUCACUAGUGCACCAACAAUUGGGACAACUGAUCCCAAUUCCUUAUUUGACUUAUCUGGUUUUUUAAGAAGUCGGGACAAAGCUUAUGGCAGAUUUUUUUCCAUGGUAAUGAAGACUCAAAUGUUCAUUCGAUUUAUUGAGGAACGUUCUUUUGUUUCUGACAAGGAUGCAAGCUUAGCGUUCUUUGACGAAUGUACAGAGAAAAUAGACUCCUUUGGUUAUGACAUGAAGUUUUUAGAAAUUGACGAAUCUCAGGUGAGCGAUAGGACUGUGUUUGUCGCACCUCCUGAGCCUAUUGGCCUACCCCCUGGCCUAGAGUACAGGUACAAACAAUUUGGUACUCUGAAACCUCAGUUGUUUCAUAAGAAUCCAGUGAAAUCUGUCCUAAAGCUAAUUGCUCAAGCUAGUCCAAUGCCAAAUAGUCCAAUGGCACGGCGAAGCAAACAGGAAAUCAGAAGUGCUCAAAGAGUAAACAUCUUUCAAAAAAGAACGAAAAAUCCUUUGUGUUUCUAUAGGUGCCUGGUGAAUUAUUGCUUUAGUUUAUGGUUUAUUCAUUUGCCUUCAUUUGUAAGAAACUCACCAUCCAAAAGCAGUGCACUUAGGCUUUCAUUUGAUGUUCUGGCUCAAAUUCAAAAAUAUAAAAUUUGCCAACCAGAUGAGGUUUGCUAUAGAGUGUUGAUGCUGUUAUGUGGAUUAUAUAGUCAGCCAACCUUGGCUGUGAAAAUUUUAUUCGAAAUGAAGCAUUAUGGUGUUCAACCCAAUGCAAUAACUUAUGGUUAUUAUAACAAAGCUGUUCUAGAAAGCAAAUGGCCUGCUGCAGACGCAAGCAGUACCCUGAUGUGGAAUCGCCUUCGUAAUGUCAUCUUGAGUGUGGCCCAAUUCAGGCAGGGCUUGAAGAACAAGGCAAGGCGGUCUCUUUCAUUGUGUUCUGAAACUGAAUUGGACUGCCUAAGCAGAGCGAGUACGGAGAGCAGCAAUCCGGACGAUGUGUCCAUUGUGAGGAUAAGCAACCCAGCUGAAUUUUUACCCGAUUUAAUCAAACUCAGGGAUGAUCAGAACAAUUCAGAUGAAUCAUCUGAUAGGGGUUACAGUUCCAUGAACCAUGUUGAUGGAAUCAAAUCUUUAUCACUACAAGAGCCUGCUGAUAACUGUAAACUUGAAAAAGAAGAAAAAGCCUGUUGUCAAGAAUUUAAACAAGCCCCCAAGUGUUCUGCAGCUAGGAAAUUGAAAUUUAAAGAAAUAGAUUUUACUGCUUCAGAUAACUUCAGAUGCCGUGUCGGUAGCAUUGUGAAAAGUUCAGCAUCCAGUAUUGGUAGUCUUUCUCAAUUCCAAGAUUGUUCAGUUGACAGCAGUGCUGGAAUACUUAUGACUAGUCGCACCUCUCUGACAGAAGACAUGAAAUUCUGUGAACUGGACACGCCUGUUCGCAGACGACACAAGAGUGCUGGAGAAUGCAACUGCUCUUCUCUAAAUUACCAUCUACGUUCCCCCAAUAAACCGAUAUCUGAUACUCCUGACGAAAAGACUAGUAAAGCUCCUUUCUUAAGAUCUCACAGCUUCGGUAGUGACGCUCAAAUCAUAAGGAAGAUCCGAGCGGGCCGUGACUCUUACGAUUCCAUCUCAAAGUGGAUUGAUUCUCCUCUCAAGAUGACUGUUUUUGAUAAGAAAAGGGAAGAGAAAGAUAGAAUUUCCAAAAAUUGUGUCCUAACCAGGUGCGACGAGGAACCCGAAGCGGAGCAACAGGAGAUGUCUCCGGUAAAACACAAGUCCUCUGGCGUGCUCAUCGAGAAACAGAGGAAGAUAUCUGUUGAGUCUAAGAAAAGUACUGUUUCUAACAUGUCGUCCGAGGAAGGUUCUCUAUCGAGUACCGCAGAGGAUAAAAACUUCUCCGAAGAAGCAGAGUUAAAUAAUUCUCAAGAUUUUUUAUCUUCAACUUUCAGUCCCUUGAAGGAAGCAUGGCUUAAUUGGGACAUUUCAAGCAGUGCUAAAGGUGUUGCAUCCAAUAUUACGACUACUUUUGGCAAUGUCUACAGAGAGUCUUUUCGUCGGAAAACUGGCAGCAAGGUGUCCCGCAGCUCAACUUUCCAUAGUGGUGCUAGAAAUUCAGUUCCCAAACUCAAGCAACGCAAGGAAAGCGUCCCAGCAGUGAUGGUCAAUUCCGUUGGGAAGUCCAUGUCCCGAUCAUCCACCCUUCCCGUAACUCCUAGAAUUGACAAUUCUUCAGAAAGUAACUUGACCGACUCACCAGCCAGUUUACCUCUAAGUUCCUCCUCUUUUGGUAUUUCAAAGAUAAAUUCGAGGCAUUCUGAAGUUCUGUUUGAAGGUUUAAAAUCAGCUGUCACCUCUGUAUCCUCGAAGCUGAAUGAGUUCCGUACCUCUCUUUCUGCAUCUAAUACUCCGACAAAAAAUGUCACACCUUUGAGUUCUCAACAAGAUAUUGAUUUAAUCAUAUAUGAUGAUACUGAUUCUGGUGGUUUAAUGUCUGACGGAUAUCGUAUCAGUAUGGAUUAUUCCGGUUUUGUUGAUGUAAGCGAUUCACCCCUCGGUGGUCUUCUUGGCAGAGAACGAACGCCCGUGAAAUCGGAUUCACCUGGAACCUUACACCAUGUUGGUAGCGCACCGGUCUUUUCCUCUCAGGUAUAUGAAAUGUUUGAGAAACAGAGUUCAUCCCAGAAUGAUAGCCAAAACAGUCAGAGAGUGGCUCUGGAGAUCGUGAUGACUACCUGUUCUCGUUGCCACCAUUGCUCCUCUCUCUUGUACGAUGAAGAGAUAAUGGAAGGCUGGAGUGCUGAUGAUUCAAACUUGAACACUCGGUGUACAUUUUGUAAAGCUAAGUUAGUACCUCUUCUCUCAAUAUUUAUUCAGGAUAUCAGAUGGGAGGAGAAUUCUAUCAGCACAGCUCAAUCUUCAGAGAGUGUUUGCAGUGUCUCUUCCAACAUUCGUCCCGAUGUCUUUGAAUCUGAUUCUUUCAUUAACCGUCCACAGGAGAAUAACAUGUCCGUUAAGAGCAAUAUUGAUUCAAAUCACAAUGCAUUUAUUUUAAUUGAAGAAAAUUCUGACAAUAAAGAAUAUUUAAGAAAAUCUCCUUACGACCAAAACAUAGUUGACAGUUUUGAUCCAUUGAAAACUGAAAACUUACUCCCAAAUUCUCUCGAUGAAAACGAGAAUCCAUCCAUCGCAGUUCCACCGUACAAUGCCAAGCUUCGGAAGUUGAGCCAGUCCACGAACUCAUCAGCGAGUGAUGUCCGCAGGUUUUCCGUCUCUCUCAACGACAUUGAGCCAGUCACAGUGCCUUACCUGAGUCCAUUAGUGUUGCGGAAAGAAGUUGAGAAUGUACUUGAGCAUGAAGGAGAUAACUGCAUGACAAAGCCAGAGUUUGUCGACCAGCAUCCUAUCAUAUAUUGGAAUUUGGUAUGGUUUUUCAAGCGAAUUGGUGUUUCAAGUCAUUUACCUGCUCUUGUUCUGUCUUCAGAAUCAACUACAAAAGGAAAAAAGAUUCCAGAGUCAUGGCUAAAGAUGGAUUAUCGUAAUGUGUCAGUUCACUGUGUUUGGGACAAUGUCAAACUACAUGAUGAAACUGGACAACCUCUCUAUAUGCUUUGGACGCAGCUAGAAACAAGUGAACAAUCUUCACUUGUCACUGCACUUUUGACUGACGAAUGGAAAGCCUCCAGAAAUGUCAUAAAACAGAUUCUGGGUCGCCUGCAGUGCAAUGACCUUUACUCCCCCAUUUGUCUGCUCAUAAAUGAAAGGAAAAAGAGUUCAUCCAGGAAGCACCAUCACAGUAUUUAUAGAGAGAUUUUAUUUCUCUCUCUCAUUGCAAUGGGCAGAGAGAACAUUGAUAACUUGUCCUUUGAUCUGGAGUAUAGAAAAGCAUACUCAAAACUCUCGAACAAACAACUGUCACAACUACACAUGAACGACAGGCCUCCCACGGAUGGUGCCGUAUUCUGCCGUCGCUAUUUCAGAGAUUUAGAGUUAAAAGUGAGAUAAAUGUCAAUUACAAACAGUAUUUAUUUAUACCGGUAAUUCUGUCUCUUUCAAGUCAAGCAUUUUUUCUAAUUCUUCUGACUGUUUUCGUUUUUGCUUUGUUGUAUUAUUUGUUAUGCGUCUCUAUGUCUGUAUUUCAAAGUAUAUUGAGGCAUUUUAUAUUUAAAUUAUGCAUAUUGUUAAGUUUAAAAUGAAGAUAUUUUUACUGUGUCGACGUAUUUUCACUGACAAGAUCACCUCAACAAAAUCUAUUUAACUGUCUAGUAUUGUAAAUUCCAGACUGAGUUUUUUUUUUUAUUCAUAAGCCUACUUUGUUUAUUAUUUGCAGUUUCAUAUUCUUAGCCUCAUUUUAAGUACUGCUUUCGAGUAUGCAACUACGCUUUUCCUCUGAAUCAGCUUUUGUUUUUGUUGCUAAUAAUUGAAAAGAGAAAUAGGAGAAGAAAAGGUGGGGUUAACUUUAAAAGAAACAUUUAUCAAAUACAGUCGAACCUCGUUAUCACAAAACCGCUUAAUGUGAAAUAUUGCUGUACAUAAAACACAUGUUCAGUCCCGUGAGUCAAUAAUCAACUAUUGUUGUAUUUUACAUGCUUAGAUCGCUGGUUACAAAUUUCAUAAUAUCGGUAUUUUUAAUCCAUUAUUUCAGUGGAGAUUCAUUUGGGGAGAUUCGGAAAGUAUUUGUUACAUUAAAAUUUUCGAAUUUAACUAAAACGGGAUUUGACUGUAUCUGAAAUAUUUGUUGUGUUCGAUUAACUGUAAAUUUUUUAUUUGAUAUUUUAUUAUUCGAUUAGAAAAAUCAUCUGCUAUUUUUCAGAAUAAAGAAUUCUUCCUUCACUUCGGAAGUUCUCGGUUCUUUUUUCCAAAAAUUGUUGUUGUAACUUUUGGUUACCAAAUAAGUAAGGGGAGCAAUUGCACUUGUUUUAAAUAUAUUAUGGAAUGACCAUGUUGUUGUUUACAAUACUAUCACAAAUAAUGAUAAACAAAUGAUUCUCUUUUUUCCAGCAAUUAGACAAAUAGUUUCACUUACAGACUUGGUAUUAAAAAAUAUAGCAAAUUAGAAAAGUGUGUUUUGAUAUUUUACACUCACAAAUAACUGCUUUACAUACGAUAUGUAUUUAGGCAGUAGCAUAAGUUUUAUUUGUGAUUGUUUCUCACAUUCAUAUCAUAAACGAAUAAUUUUCAUGAUUUUCUCCUUACAUGAAUUUUUUCAGUAUUUGGUGAUAAAAUGUUUUUGAGUUUUACUCAACUAAAGAGCCAAUUAUAUGCAUAAGGUAUAAGGUAAGAGCCAAGUAUAUGCAUAAAAAAUACUUUUUAAGUCAAUACAUAUCAGUUCUUCUACUGGCAUGAUAGCCCUUUGUGGGCCAUAGCCUUCCCUAGAACCUUCCUCCAUUCUGC